Messenger RNA from Engraulis encrasicolus (European anchovy), 2567 nucleotides. RefSeq names its product vesicle-associated membrane protein-associated protein B/C-like. Gene Ontology annotation, molecular function: FFAT motif binding. The transcript has 6 exons. The coding region runs from base 170 to 901 and encodes 243 amino acids. Gene Ontology annotation, biological process: endoplasmic reticulum membrane organization. Gene Ontology annotation, cellular component: endoplasmic reticulum membrane; plasma membrane. The record is from RefSeq and is a predicted model, not a curated record. Lineage: Eukaryota; Metazoa; Chordata; Actinopteri; Clupeiformes; Engraulidae.
CCUCCUUCCUGACUCCGCACAGCUGUUGCUGGCUGUCCAAGUAGAGCAGUGUAGUGGUCGAUCCCUCUAAGCCCAAGACAGGCUAAUUUUAAUAACUACCUUGACAGCUAUAUUCGUAAUAUCCAUAUAGUGUCCGUAUACAUCAGACAGCCUUCCGAAGCACUGGGAUAUGGCCAGGCAAGAACAGAUCCUGCUGCUAGACCCACCACAUGAGCUCAAAUUUAGAGGUCCAUUCACAGAUGUCGUUACUGCAAACCUGAAGCUUGCCAACCCCACAGACCGGAAUGUGUGUUUUAAGGUGAAGACCACGGCGCCGCGCCGCUACUGUGUGCGGCCCAACAGUGGUGUCAUUGAUGCGGGGACCUCCAUCAAUGUGUCUGUAAUGCUCCAGCCCUUCGACUAUGACCCCAAUGAGAAGAGCAAACAUAAGUUCAUGGUGCAGUCCAUGGUGGCUCCAGUGGACAUGGGGGACAUGGAGGGAGUGUGGAAAGAGGCCAAGCCAGAGGAACUGAUGGACUCGAAGCUGAGAUGUGUGUUUGAAUUGCCCUCGGACAGUGAUAAGGCUCAUGAUGGAGAGAGCAACAAGGUGUUGUCCUCCUCCUUGCUGAAGUCGGAGUCCUCCAUGCCCAAGUCGGCCAGCGCCUCUCUGGACGACGGGGAGGUGAAGAAGAUCAUGGACGAGUGCAAGCGGCUGCAGCUGGAGGUGCAGAGGCUCCGCGACGAGAACCGACAGUUCCGGGAGGACGACGGGCUGAGAAGGAGGAAGACCACGUCCUCUCCCCCGAUGUCAGUGGCGGGCUCGGGCGGGGCGCUGCGGGAGGAGGGCCUGAGCACCCGCGUGCUGGCCUUCUGCAUCCUCUUCUUCGUCAUCGGCGUCAUCAUCGGCAAGCUGGCCCUGUAAAUAGGUGGCGGGAGGCGGGCCGCGAGCCACUGGAGCGAGCGCCCUGAAGGCGGCUGGAGCGGCAGCAGCAGCAUGCGUUAAAAGGAUGGAACAGACAAGAUUUGGGACGGGCCAGCGGGUAGGGGUGAGGUGAGGGAGGGGGAGGGGUAGGGGUAGGGGUAGGGGGGGAGUGCCCUGUCACUGACGGCUCUUCUUCAUCCAUUAGAUAAAUUAUUUAAAAAGAGAAAACAUAACGAUUUGGAGAGGUAAUCAGUUAUAUAUUGAGUAUAUAAAGUCCAGAAGACCCACACAUCACAGAUCUUGCCUUUUAAUCAUAGUGUAUCCUCCUCUUCCUCUGUCCUUCCUCCUCCAUCUUCCUUUCUUUGUCCUUCUACAGCUCUCUCUCUCUCUCUUCCCCACGACCCUUUUCUCUCACACACUCUACUCACCCAGAUGCUCUUUUAAAUCCCCAUCACCAUUCUCAGCCCUCUUCCCAUCCCCUUCCCUCCUUCACAUCUCUCUCCAUCUCACCAUCUCCCCCUUCUCCCCGUCCCCCCGUCCAAGCCCCCACUCUGUUUCCCCUCUUCCCUUUUUUUUGCACAAAUAAUUAUGUUAUAUUUAGGGGGGGGAGUGGGGUGGGAGGACUGGGGUGAUAAGCUUGUGUUAAUAGUUUCUCUUUUUCUUUCUUUUUUAAUUUUCUUUUCUUUUUCUUUUAAAAGAUGACUAAGGUUGCCCCUUUUACAUCCUGGUAAGGUGUUGUGUGUGUGUGAGUGUGUCUGUGUGUGUGUUAUUGUUUGUUUGUGUGACCCUGAAAUGUUGGCAGGGGUGUCAGGAGGAUGGAAUGCUUGAGGGAAGAAGGCUAACUGUAUGUAUCACCCACGGGGUUUCAUUUAAUGAGGUGGACGACAAACUUGUGUAAAAGAAGUGUCGUUUCUCCUGUUAAAAAAAAAAAAACACUGCACUGCACUUGUUCCGUGUUUUUUUGUUUGUUUGUUUGUUUGUUUGGUUGUUGGUGUUCGUUCAUCGGCCGCUGUUCCUAACAAGAGAUGGCUGAGUUCCUGUCCUCACGUUUGUUUGUUGUUGAGGUGUGCUUGAGUUCCUGUGUGGCUCCCUUUGCUGUGACAGUACAGUUCAGUGCAGGUAGGGGAUUGGACGGGAGGGUGGGGGCUGCACGGGGGGGAACCCUGUCCCAGCCAAUGGGCACAACCGUCAUUCUUUUUGACAAGUCACACACGCUCAUCCAAAGGCAUAGGUUUUCACCAUUGUCACUGCAAUAUACUUUAUGGCAAAAGACUGCCCCUGAAGGCCACUCCCUGUUCCUACAGGUGGUGCGCCUCGCAUACAUGUACAACACAAACACCCACAGGAAAAAGAGCAAUGUUUUGGGUGCCGACCGUCCAUUCAAAAGUGCUCCUACUUCUACUUGGUUUCAUAACAUCUGCAUUUGUUUGCUUCUGCAUCUCAUGUAUACUGUAAUUAUUAGGCUAUUUGUCCAUUGUUUCUUCUUUUUUUGUAUUCAUAUUAGCCAUAAAUGUAAUCAUGAGCUUUGUAAAGAGCUGUAUGCUAAUGAACUCUUCACUGUUUCUGGGGGGGCAUGGAAACAUUUGGGGGGUUUCCCUUGUGUUUAAAAGAAAGAAAAAAAAAGACAUUAAAUACUGUCUAUUCCAAAGGGACCAUCUAAUCACUA